This is a messenger RNA of Penicillium atrosanguineum, 1488 nucleotides long. RefSeq lists its product as uncharacterized. The coding region runs from base 1 to 1488 and encodes 495 amino acids. The transcript has a single exon. NCBI's taxonomy places the organism in Eukaryota, Fungi, Ascomycota, Eurotiomycetes, Eurotiales, Aspergillaceae. Gene Ontology annotation, molecular function: protein binding. The record is from RefSeq and is a predicted model, not a curated record.
AUGGCCCACUACUUUUCCGCUCUGUACCAUGCGGUCUUCGGAAAUCCGGACUCGAUCCUCGAGAUACCGGACAAGUGCGCCUCAAUGGAGAUGCUUCCUGUGGAGCUCUUGACCGAGAUCUGCAGCUACCUGAAACAACCAGAAUGGAUCGCCCUGAGGCUCACUUCAAAGGCUCUGUACUCCAACACGCUAGAGUCUUUCGCCAACCAUAAUUUAAAGAGCAUUUGCAUCCUCCUUACAAGCAAUAGUCUCCGACAACUGACAGACCUCGCUGCGAAUGAUACGCUCCGAACACGAGUCCAAGAGCUAUGGGUGAUUCCAAUCUUGUUCGGUGGUUGUUAUGAAAUGGACUAUGAGGAGUUUGUCAUCUCGCCGUAUGGAGCGUCUUCCCGGGUCGAAUACGCCUGGGAAACCGGUGAACUUGAAGCUCACUAUAAAGGAUACAAGGCAACAGUAGCCGACCAUCUGGAGUUGCUUCAGUCCGAUACUCUUAGUACCAUUCUAGAUGCCUGCGUCGCGCGUUUCGAGAGCCUGUCUUCCAUUGGACUGCGGUGGUAUCCCACAAACCGCCUCCUUCAUCCGGAUAGGGACUUCCCGUGCUUAGGUUUACGCGAGCUACUGGAUCAAUUGGAUUGUCGUUCCUUGUGUCGAGAGCCCCUCAGCCGUUUCAAAAACACGACAAUUGCUCACCGGGGAACUCCUGUCUUCUGUACUCUUCUUAAUGCAGUGAUCUCUUCAAAGCGGAAGCUUAAGAAGCUACAUACAUGUGACGUGCAUCACUAUGGCAUACUCUCGAAUAACAUUACUCUAUUUCCUCCGCCACGGUUCAGAGCCAUCCUGCCGCUAACACAAGGACUGGAACAUCUUCAUCUUUGCAUCUGCAGGCCUAGCGAUCAGGAUGAGCCGGAGUUCAGCGAUCUCCUCGAUAUCCUCGUCACAGCAGCUCCCACUCUGAAGACAUUGACAUUCUCACAAUGGGCAGAUCGCACCAGUCUCAGCCCUUCAUACUUCUCCAAUCUUGCAGAGUCUAUCAACUUCACUCAACUCACCGACCUCCAUCUCACGUAUAUCGAAAUCACACAAGAUACACUCAAAACAUUCCUCCGUACCACCACGCCAACACUCAGGAAACUAAGUCUAUCGUCCAUAAACCUAACCGACCAUCUGGUACCGCCAGCGGCCCGUCAUUCCUUCAGUGGAUUUUCACGACCCACAAGGAAAGCCAAAAUGGCCCGUCUCUGGCACAGUAUUUGGGCCUUCAUCCGAGACGAGCUAAUCCUAGAAUACCUCUCGAUGAAAGACCUCACGUGUCAGCGGUGUCACGUGGAGAUCUAUGACAAUUCCAGUCAAAUAAAAAGUUAUUCGGCAGUUUUCGAUUCUCAGAAUACGCGUGUAUCCUUGCAAGAGUGGGUUGAGGGGUUGACGGCGAUAGGCACAUCUUGUCUGCAUGAAGCGCCUGGAACUAUUUGUAAGUUGUAUUUACUUUAA